GGGACGUGUGGACAAAGGCCUCUGCAGGCUGGAGGUGUCACGGCGGGAACCUCUAUUACUUCUCCCAAGAAGAGAAGUCGUGGGAUGAGGCUGAGCAGUUCUGUGUGUCUCAGGGCUCACACCUGACCUCCGUCUCGUCCCAGGAUGAACACGAGUUUCUCUCCAAGGAGAUCCGGGGAAAAAACCACUGGAUUGGACUCACCGACCUGGGCACUGAAGGCCGCUGGCGCUGGGUGGACGGCUCAGAAUACAGAGCAGACGCCAGCAGCGGCAAACCUGCAUUUAAGGAAGUAAAGAUACAAGUUUCUGGGUUGGAUUCCCAGAAGCACUUGGGGUUUGCUUACCUCUCCUUCACCGAAGCCAAUGGAAGAACUUCUGUGGGAGCAGAG
Molecule: messenger RNA, 389 nt
Organism: Pelodiscus sinensis (Chinese soft-shelled turtle)
Lineage: Eukaryota; Metazoa; Chordata; Testudines; Trionychidae
Source: RefSeq, a predicted model, not a curated record